Molecule: messenger RNA, 282 nt
Organism: Verticillium nonalfalfae
Lineage: Eukaryota; Fungi; Ascomycota; Sordariomycetes; Glomerellales; Plectosphaerellaceae
Gene: RPS25
Product: 40S ribosomal protein S25
Exons: 3
Coding region: 1-282 (93 amino acids)
Cellular component (GO): cytosolic small ribosomal subunit
Molecular function (GO): structural constituent of ribosome
Source: RefSeq, a predicted model, not a curated record
AUGGCGCCCGCAGCUGGAGCUAAGAAGCAGAAGAAGAAGGGCAAGGUCAAGGACAAGGCCCAGCACGCCGUCAUCCUCGACAAGCAGACUUCUGAGAAGCUCUACAAGGAUGUCCAGUCCUUCCGCCUCGUCACCGUCGCCACCCUCGUCGACCGCAUGAAGAUCAACGGUUCGCUCGCGAGGAGGUGCAUCAAGGACCUCGAGGAGAAGGGCCUCAUCCGCCCGGUGGUGCAGCACAGCAAGAUGCAGAUCUACACCCGUGCUGUUGGCGGUACCGAUUAA